Bradysia coprophila is the source of this 954-nucleotide messenger RNA. RefSeq names its product NADH:ubiquinone oxidoreductase core subunit S3 (gene ND-30). Gene Ontology annotation, molecular function: NADH dehydrogenase (ubiquinone) activity. The record is from RefSeq and is a predicted model, not a curated record. Gene Ontology annotation, cellular component: respiratory chain complex I. Lineage: Eukaryota; Metazoa; Arthropoda; Insecta; Diptera; Sciaridae.
UGUCAUCAUUGACAUCGUAGAUUUCAUUCCCUGCCAUUUCAUGUUGAUUACAUAAACGAGUUCGUACUGCAAAAUUUUGUAAAUACAGAACGUUAAUCAUGGCACUGUUCUUCAAGGCAUUGUCUGCAUCCUUGAGAAGUGGACUAUGCAACGGAAAUGGUGCUGUCCGAACAUCGCCAAUGAUUGUCAAAAUGUUGUCCACAGAGGCGACAACAACUAAUGAAAAAAGACCAACCGUUCGAAAGCCGGAUGCUGUAACUCGCAGUACCUUAACUGAUUUUGGUAAAUAUGUCGCUGAAUGUCUACCAAAGUAUGUGCAAAAAGUGCAAUUGACUUCGGGUGAUGAAUUGGAAGUGCUCAUCAGCCCGGACGGUGUGGUUCCUGUGCUACAGUUUUUAAAGGAUCAUCACAAUUCCCAAUUUGCAAAUUUGACUGAUAUCGCUGGAAUGGAUGUACCUAGCCGAAAGUAUCGCUUUGAAAUUAUCUACAACAUUCUGUCGCUGCGAUACAAUUCACGAAUUCGUGUAAAAACGUACACCGACGAAUUAACUCCGAUCGAUUCGUGCAAUGACGUCUUUAAGGCUGCUAACUGGUAUGAACGAGAAAUCUGGGACAUGUACGGUGUUUUCUUUGCUAAUCAUCCCGAUCUGCGUCGCAUUUUAACUGAUUAUGGUUUCGAAGGACAUCCACAACGUCGCGACUUUCCAUUAUCUGGUUAUGUGGAGCUUCGUUACGACGAUGAGAAGAAACGCGUUGUCUGUGAACCACUUGAAUUGGCACAAGAGUUUAGAAAAUUCGAUUUGUCAGCUCCAUGGGAACAGUUCCCCAACUUUAAAAAUGCGAAUCCGGCUACGGAGCAAAUUGAAACAUCAAAGGCCGCAGAUAAGAAAUGAGCUUAAGCGAAAUGGUUGUACAAUGUGAAUCAUUUGAAGAAUAGAAAAUUACCGAAACUUU